This is a messenger RNA of Sycon ciliatum, 4984 nucleotides long. Its product is annotated as adhesion G protein-coupled receptor L4-like. The transcript is spliced from 33 exons. Gene Ontology annotation, biological process: cell surface receptor signaling pathway; adenylate cyclase-activating G protein-coupled receptor signaling pathway; negative regulation of angiogenesis. Lineage: Eukaryota; Metazoa; Porifera; Calcarea; Leucosolenida; Sycettidae. Bases 114 to 4109 code for a protein of 1331 amino acids. The record is from RefSeq and is a predicted model, not a curated record. Gene Ontology annotation, cellular component: plasma membrane. Gene Ontology annotation, molecular function: G protein-coupled receptor activity; protein binding.
AAAAAAUGUUCGUCGUAGUAAAGGAGGGAACAGUUUGUUGCCUUUUCAUUCAGGGUGUUGCACGCUGGUGAAGGGCGGUAGAGGAGAGACAGUGGGUGUUGACCAAGGCAACGAUGUUUCUUUCAUCGCGCUGGUUUUUGGCGCUGCUCAUGCUAUUCACAGCUGCUAGGGUAGGGUAUGGCGGAUUCGAAGGUUCUCGCUGCCUUGACGAUCCGUCGAUGUUAUGUCACUGCGGUAAUAUGACGUUUCCGAUCGGGCUCUCCGCGCAGCUUUUGUAUGCGUGGAGCUGUACCGGGGCGUUCAGCCAGCGGCCGAACUUCACUUUGCCCGUUCCGGUCGGAGGGAACACAACCGUGCAAGCACUGCUCGUCUCAAAUUUGGGAUUAACCCAGCUCCAAUUUGGUGACUUCCAGACAACUCCUGAUCUGAUUUUCCUCGAUGCGUCCAAUAACGCUAUAGCUACAAUCAAAGGAGGGACCUUCCAGAACCUCGUCCAUUUGGGCCGACUAGACUUGGCAAUGAACCGAAUAGUAAUGUUGCAGACUGGAGCAUUCCGAGGUUUGGCAGCUCUCCAAGCUCUCGUUCUGACUGGGAACAGCAUUUUCACGCUACCAAGUGAUAUAUUCAGCGGUCUGACAAGCCUGGAGAAGAUAUAUUUGGACAACUGUCAACUGUUGUCACUUCACUCCGAUCUCUUCUUCAAUACCACCAGACUGGAAUACAUAACUACUGCUCACAAUAACCUGACGAACAUGGAUUUAGGCAUGCUUCGAUUCACCGCUGUCACGUGGGUAGAGGCGCAGUAUAACCGGAUCGCUAACAUUGCAACUGGAGGCUUUCCGCACCUGCAGAGUAUAGUCGGUCUCAACCUGCAAUACAAUCAACUCAGCGUGCUGCCGUCGGACAUCAGCCAAAGCCUCUCUUUGAAAGUUGCAAAACCAAGCAUAAACUUGGAUAACAAUCCAUGGAACUGUGCUUGCUCAGCAGCGUUCUUGGCACUUCGAGACUUGCUGAAUCGUCUCAACAGCACAACAGAACCCCAGUGCAGCCAGCCUGCCAACUUGACCGCGUUGACGGUGAAGUCAUUCCCUAUUGCUUCGGAUGCCAGUACUACCAAUUGUGGUUGCCAGGCCAGCUGUCCUGCCCCGCUGAGCCUGGGCUGCGAUCCACGCUCGCUGACGUGCAUCUGCGCGAGCAACGCCCAGGGAGGGCAAUGCCAGCAGUGCACUGACGGCUUCUACAACGCCAGUGCCGGCUGCCUGCCGUGCGGCUGUAACGUCCCGGUCGGAAGCAGGUCGGUUGUGUGCGACAAAGUAAGCGGCAAGUGCCCGUGCUACAGGAGGUACGACGGUAGGGACUGCAUGCAAUGCGCCGACUUCUACCACAAAGAGAAGAGCGGAUUCUGCACCCCGUGUAACUGCAACCCUCAACAGGCGUCCGGCUGUGAGCCAGCCACGGGAGCGUGUUCCUGUCUGCCUGGCUACAAAGGGGCGAUGUGCAAUGCCUGUGCCGACGGGUUUUUCACGCGGCUGCCGCCCACAUUUAGCGACGACCGGCCUGGACUCGAGUGCAAUGCCUGCAACUGCACUCAGGCUGGUUCCAGUGCUGUCAGCUGCGAUCGAAAUGGCACCUGCCGCUGCCUGGCUGGCACUACGGGUGUGCGGUGUGACACGUGCAAGCCGGGGUAUUUCAAGCAAUCGAAUCUCACGUCUCUGAGAUCGGCGGUGUUCACCUCUCUAAGCUCAUUCCUGGGCACAACACUGCUACAGCAACAGUGCAGUGGCCUACUACCGGACUCCAAUCUGUGUCAAGAGUGCUGCUGCAAUCCGUUCUCGUCGCACAACAGCACGUGCGACGGCUCCGGGCAAUGCUACUGUUACCCAGGUUACGGGGGCAAGACGUGCAGCCUGUGCGCGCAGAACUACACGGCGUACACGGAUACGAACGGCACGUACUGCGUUCCAGACGAGCUUAUCAGCAGCUAUGUCGCUUGUCCGCGCAGCUUCUACCCAAUCCUGGGCAUCUACUGGCCCACGACUGUUGCCGGGCUCGUGUCUGUGGCAAACUGUCCACAAGGCUUUUCUGGCAACAUGACCAGAAACUGUUCGGCUGAUGGCGUCUGGAGUGAACCGAACGUGGAUAGGUGUGUUUCCGUGGGCUUCUUCACGGUAGCAGAGCUAGUCAACACUCUCGUCGAUUCGGGCCGAAAUCAAACUCUCAACGCCACGGCAAAAAGUUACCUGGCUCUGUCAGUGCUCCACCGCCUGUCCAAUGCUACCGGAGCAGGCAGUGCCCUGUUCGACUACCUAGUUCCGGGUGACAUCAGGGUUGCAACUGAUACUCUGAAACAGCUCACCCAGCAGGAGAACGUCAUGAACAAUGACACGCGAGAGGACUUUGCUCAGUCGUACGUGCGAACAGUCAGCAACCUCCUGGACUCGCGUAACAUUGACAGUUGGCAAGCGGCAGAGUCAAGCCAAGCACCCACCCUACUGGAGUCUACCAGCGACUUUGCUCUGUACACUGCGCAAGCCAGCAACCUAUCACUGUCAGUCUAUGUAGAGCCAAACAUUGCAAUGCAAGUGUCUGUGCAGAGAUCGGCGGACACUCGAGAUGUCGUCUUCCCCGACUACUCCAACCCUGUCCUGGGGCGAUUUUCAACAAACGGUCAAAGCCAGCUGUCCAACAUCAAAGUGCCGGCCGGUGCUAUAAAAACAUUACAGGAGAGAUCCGGAUACGAUGCCUUGCCCGUGGCCAGCGUGAUCUACAACAACUUGAACGAGUUCUACCCGUUGACAGUGGAGAGUCAAGACGGUGAUGGCGAGAGGAAGGUUCUGAACACGGUGAUAAUAACCACGCGUAUUGGAGUGGUGGGUGUGGAUACCAGUGGACUUCAGGAGGAUCCGGUCACAAUCACUCUGCGCCACGAGAAUAGCACUCUCACCAAGUCCCCUGAAUGUGUUUUCUGGAACUUCUCACAAAGUGCUUGGGAUGGUGAUGGCCUGGUCAGAGUCAGUACUGAGGAGCAGGCUACCGUCUGCCAGAGCAACCACCUGACUAGCUUUGCUGUGCUCGUGUCACCAACCGGUGGGCCUACUGGUGCCCAUGACGUGACUCUUAGCUAUAUCACCUACAUUGGAUGUGGUAUCUCACUGGCCUGUUUGGUCGUGAUGAUUGUCAUUCUGUUCACUCUUAGAAAAGAGACCCUGAAGACCUCGUCUGCUCGCCACUCGCAGAACAUCAUCCAUCUGAACCUGGCCAUCACGCUUGCAUGCGCGCAGAUCACGUUCAUAGCCGGCAUCACCAGCACCGAGAACCGGGUGACAUGCGGAGUAGUGGCGGGACUCCUGCAGUAUUUCUAUACGGUGGCGUUUGCCUGGAUGGCUGUGGAAGGCUAUCACCUGUACCUCAUGACGGAGCGCGUGUUCAAGAGCAGAGAAAACCAACUCAAGAUCUACAUCCCUGUAGCCUGGGGCAUACCAUUGAUCAAUGUUGGUAUCUCAGCUGGUGUUCGUUAUGAGGACUACGGCACGAAAGACUACUGUUGGCUUUCGAUUGAGAACGGCACAAUCUGGGCCUUUCUGGGACCUGUCUGUGGAAUUAUUCUGUUCAACACGAUAGUCUUCUUUAACACGCUGCGUGUACUCGUCGGGCGUGUCAAGGACAAGGGAUCCCUAAAAGCAGUCAAGACUGGUCUUCGUGCCAUGGUUCUGCUUUUGCCUCUCCUUGGACUGACAUGGGUGUUUGGCCUGUUUGCUGUCAGCGAGGGCACCGUGGCUUUUGCCUAUCUGUUCACCAUAUUCAAUUCACUGCAGGGCGCAUGCUUGUUCCUGUUACAUGUGGUUCUGAACAAAAAGGUACGAGAGUCAUACGGCGCUACUGUGAAGAAGUCCACUCUAUUCAAGAUGACGUCCCGCAGCUCUAUCAGUCCAGAGCCCCGGAAGAUCAGCACCCAGAGCGUGCAAAGCUCGCAGGACCUCCUAUCGACCACUCAGAAAUCAACUCCGUCUCAGAGUGUUCACUCCAUGGACGCAUCAAUAUCAGAGAACACAGAGAAGCCACAGCUGUACUUGGCCUCGGAAACCGAGGAACUGACAAAUCAAACAUAGCUACCUGCUUGAUAUGGCGGAAAAAUGGAAGUGAUGAAUAGCUAUCCAAUUAUCUAUAUCACAAUGUCCACUUCCAUGGUACUUUGACGAACUCUGGCCUGGAGAAUGCACUGGAUUCAUUCUCUAUCAAUGCCAGAGGGAUAUGACUAUAUUUUUAGAACGGGUUUAGUUAGAUACAUCGUGUCUAUUUAGUGGCACUCUUUUUGCUGUCUUUAUCACAACACAAGACAUUUUGGGAUACAUCUCUUGAAAUAUGAUUAGAUAGAUAUUAUUUAACUGCAUCACCUGAAGCAAUAUCCAAAGCCGUCCAUAGUUUUACAACCUAGCCCCGACUCUGUCUAUACUGUCCAUGACCGGUGGUCACAUGGGACCUCUUCUUGGCAUUGCAAUUCGCUUCUCCAACACGUUUUUUUAUCAACAUGACUUUGCUUCAGCAGGCAAUCUGAUUGCAUUGACUUAGGCUGUUGCAGUACAUGUAUCUGCAUGCAGAAAAAAACACAAUGUGUGUUGUCCUAGAGACCAUGAUACUCGCCCAAUGCCGUUGACAUCUGUAGCAUCUAUAGCUCUAAUUACACUGUACAUAUUUGCGGAAGGGUUUGCCGGGUGCUAGCGGCCGUCGUGAGUUUCCCUUUGGGAACGGACACGAUAAUUUACUUUUUUCAUUUCUCUAUUUGCAGUAGUAACUACUUCGAGUUUACACAACAUGAUAUGCUGGAACACUUGUUACUUUUGUACUCUUACUUGAGCUUCAAUUACAUGUACUAGAAUGACUUCAGAAGUUCAACUUCAUUCUGGCCUGUACAUGUGCGGUUUUCUUGUACAGCAAAGUGUAUGGACAAUAGUAUUUUAACUACUUGCCUCGAUGGCUCGGCUUA